Podarcis muralis (Common wall lizard) is the source of this 1604-nucleotide messenger RNA. RefSeq names its product peptidylprolyl isomerase D (gene PPID). Gene Ontology annotation, molecular function: cyclosporin A binding; peptidyl-prolyl cis-trans isomerase activity; protein binding. Gene Ontology annotation, biological process: protein peptidyl-prolyl isomerization; protein folding. Lineage: Eukaryota; Metazoa; Chordata; Lepidosauria; Squamata; Lacertidae. The record is from RefSeq and is a predicted model, not a curated record. Gene Ontology annotation, cellular component: cytoplasm; cytosol.
GGAGCCUCCACUGCAGGCCGCAGCGGAAGGCCGAGCCGCAGAGGAGGCGGCGGCGUGACGCAACAGCAGCAGCAGCAGCCGGCAUGUCUCACGAGUCUCCUCUCUGCAAGCCCUCCAGCCCGAGCAACCCCCGGGUGUUUCUCGAUGUGGACGUUGGGGGAGAACGAGCUGGCCGAAUUGUAUUAGAAUUGUUUGCAGAUGUUGUACCUAAAACUGCUGAAAACUUUCGUGCAUUGUGUACUGGAGAAAAGGGUAUUGGACCAGCCACUGGAAAGCCUCUUCAUUACAAAGGAUGCCCCUUUCAUAGAAUUAUCAAGAAAUUUAUGAUCCAGGGUGGAGACUUCUCACAUCAAAAUGGAACAGGUGGAGAAAGCAUAUAUGGUGAAAAAUUUGAUGAUGAAAACUUCCAUUACAAGCACGAUCAGCCAGGUUUGCUCAGCAUGGCAAAUUCAGGAUGCAACACUAAUGGCUCCCAGUUCUUUAUCACAACUGUGCCAACUCCUCAUCUUGAUGGGAAGCAUGUCGUCUUUGGCCAAGUGAUCAAAGGCAUGGGUGUUGUAAAGCUACUAGAAAAUGUUGAAGUAAAGGAGGAAGAACCUGCUAAGUUAUGCAUCAUUGCAGAGUGUGGUGAACUGAAAGAAGGGGAUAACUGGGGACUUGCUCCUAUGGAUGGUUCUGGAGAUACUCACACAGAUUUUCCUGAAGAUUCUGAUGUGGAUUUAAAAGAUAUUCACCAGGUUGUGUCUAUAGCUGAAGAUGUAAAAAAUAUAGGUAACACUUUCUUCAAAUCCCAAAACUGGGCAAUGGCAGUCAAGAAAUACAGCAAGUCUUUAAGGUAUAUUGAAGCUUCUAAAGCUAUAGUAGACAAGGAAGAUUUAGCAAAGUUGAAUGCUGUAGCGUUGAGCUGCUACCUAAACAUUGCUGCUUGCAGACUGAAACUGUUGGAGUGGCAAGAUGCAAUUGAAAACUGUACUAAGGCUCUGGCCAUAGAUCCUACAAACACCAAAGCACUUUACAGAAGGGCUCAAGCUUGGGAAGGAACAAAAGAUUAUGAUCAGGCAUUGGCUGAGCUUCAAAAGGCUCAAGGCAUAGCACCUCAAGACAAAGCUAUCCAAAUGGAAGUACAAAAAGUUAAGCAGAAGAUAAAGAAUGAGAAAGAAAAAGAGAAGGCAGCUUAUGCAAAGAUGUUUGCUUAAGUCAAGAUAGUUUCUCCUCCUUAACUUGUGCACUGAUAAAGGCAGGAUUAGUAUGAGUAGCAGUGACAGUGUGUUAUUGACUGUCACUAAUACUGAUGCUGUUUCACAUGUUUACAUCUUGGCUUUUCUUAAGGUUGCAUAUAAUUUCAAACAUCUUUCAUUAUUAAGUUAAAUGGUAAGGCACUUAACAGUAGUAGUAUUUUAACCUAAAAAGUGUAUGAAAAGCUACUUCGUAAAACUUCAGAACGACCGAGUGCAAAGAAUUUGAACAAAGUUUGGUUACAUACCAGAGGCUUAAAUUAAACAAGCUAUUUCCAUCCCUUUUAUCUCUCACCUGUAACACUCAUUACUGAAGAUUCAAACGCUGUUAGAAUGGUGUUGAAGAAAUAAACUGAAUUUGUAAUCAUA